Messenger RNA from Kwoniella shivajii, 1593 nucleotides. RefSeq lists its product as uncharacterized. Gene Ontology annotation, molecular function: protein-folding chaperone binding; misfolded protein binding. Gene Ontology annotation, biological process: protein folding in endoplasmic reticulum. The record is from RefSeq and is a predicted model, not a curated record. Gene Ontology annotation, cellular component: endoplasmic reticulum. The transcript has 9 exons. Lineage: Eukaryota; Fungi; Basidiomycota; Tremellomycetes; Tremellales; Cryptococcaceae. The coding region runs from base 1 to 1593 and encodes 530 amino acids.
AUGCGAGUGACCUCUUACCUCGCUCUUCCCGUCCUUCUCCUCGCCAGUUCAGCACUGGCCGAAUCUUCAAGAUCGGCAAGUCAGAUAGCUCAAGAUGCGACAAAGCUGCUAGCUGAAGGGUCCUACAUAGAAGCUGCUAGAGCAUAUGGAGAGGCUAUAGAUCUAGACCCUACAAGCUAUGUGAACUACUACAAAAGAGCUACUGCGUAUCUUUCAGCUGGACGAAAUACAGCUGCUCUUGAUGAUUUCGAUAAGAUAUUGAAGAUCAAUCCAUCUUUCGCACAGGCACACUUGCAGAAAGCAAAGAUAUUAGCUAAAGAAGGAGAGUUUGAAAAAGCUCAGAGUGAACUGAAAGCUUAUGGGAAAAGUAAAAGUGAUAAUGAUUCAACCGAACUCGUUCAUUCUGUCACGUUAGCUACUGGAGCAAGUAAAUCAGCACACAAAGCAGCGAAAAGUAAAGACUGGAAUGUAUGUGUAGAUCACGCUACGAAAGCUUUAGAAGUGGGACCUAAUUCUUCUGAAUUGAGAGAAUUGAGAGUGAAAUGUGCCACGGAGUUAGGAGAUGUCCAAGCUGUUUAUGGGGAUUUGAGUCGACUGGCAUCGUUAAAUCCAUCAUCCAUAACUUAUCCGUUGAGAUUAUCUCAUAUAGCAUAUUUCCUACUAGGUUCCGAAGCAGCAACGACGCAUAUUAAACAAUGUUUGCAUUAUGAUCCAGAUUCCAAACCAUGUAAAGCGGUACAUAAACUUAUACGUAAAUUCGAGAAAGAAACUGCCAAAGCAAGGAAUUUCGUGGAAGGAAAUGUAUUCAGACAAGCUAUCCGAUUAUUCGAAGGUGAAGAUGGAUUACUACGGAAAUUCGAUAAUGCUCUAGAAGAAGCUAUGAAAAAUCAAUCCGAGUCAGAGGAACAAACCCCUUAUUUACCAAGGCAAUUUCACCCAAAAGAAAAAUCCGAAAUGAGAUUAGAGCUAUACUCGCUAGCUUGUAAAGCGAUAAUAGGACUUGGUGAUUUUAAGAAAGGGUCAAAGUGGUGUGAAAUAACUUUAGAAUUAGAUGAAAAUAACGUCGAUGGCUUAGUUGCAAAGGGUGAGAAGCUACUGAAAGACGAGAAUUGGGAAGAAGCCGUUAGAGUAUUAGAAAGAGCAUUUGAAAACUCCGGAAGAUCGAGAGAAGAUGUUCUGAAUAGAGUCCGAAAAGCUCAAAAAUUGUUGAAGCAGUCUAAACAGAAGGAUUAUUACAAAGUCCUUGGUGUACCUCGAGAUGCUGAUGAAAGGGAUAUCAAGAAAGCGUUCCGAAAAGCAGCCAAAAUCGCUCAUCCUGAUGUUGGUGGAUCAGAAGAGAAAAUGGCAACUCUGAAUGAGGCUUAUGAGGUAUUAUCGAAUUUAGAACUCAGACAAAGAUAUGAUAACGGUGAUGAUCCCAAUGACCCUCAUCAGGGAGGAGGUGGAGGGGGACACAAUCCAUUCGCACAUCAUGGGGGUGGUAUGCCAUUCCAAUUCUUCCAACAAGGAGGAGGAUUCCCUGGAGGCGGAUUCCCAGGUGGUGGAGGAGGAGGAGGUGGUGGACAGAAAUUCCACUUCCAAUGGAAUGGAUGA